Messenger RNA from Oryzias melastigma (Indian medaka), 3275 nucleotides. It is a transcript of the gene tcf19l, whose product is annotated as transcription factor 19 (SC1), like. Gene Ontology annotation, molecular function: protein binding. Gene Ontology annotation, cellular component: nucleus. NCBI's taxonomy places the organism in Eukaryota, Metazoa, Chordata, Actinopteri, Beloniformes, Adrianichthyidae. Gene Ontology annotation, biological process: regulation of gene expression. Bases 29 to 1738 code for a protein of 569 amino acids. The record is from RefSeq and is a predicted model, not a curated record. The transcript has 5 exons.
GCGGGGGGCUAUUAAAGGUGGCAGAUAGAUGAAGUCUGCAGAAAUGCUGACCGGAGCGCAGCCGUGCUUCCAGCUGCUCCGGAUCGGGCUGUCGACGGGCGACUCCGCCCGGGACCUGUACACGUUUAGGCCGGCGCUGAACCACUCUGUGUUCCGGCUGGGCCGGGCGGCGGAGCUGUGUGACGUCACGCUGGAGUCUGCGCUGGUGUCCCGCAUCCACGCCGAGCUGCACGCCGAGAAGGAGGCGGGCGACGCUGACGGGGAGCAGCAGGAGGAGGGCUGGAGGGUGCACAUCAAGGACAGGAGCAGUCAUGGCACGUGGGUCAACGAAGUGCGCCUCCAGUCCAGCAUCCUGUGGGAGCUUUCUGAUGGCGACACGUUGGUCUUUGGGGGUCAUUCCUCUUCAGGAAGCCCAGAGUUCUACUUCCUCUUCCAGAAGGUCAAAGUUCGCCCGCUGGAUUUUGAUGCCAUCACAAUUCCAAAGGCGGGAAUGUUCUCCUCCGACUUGCAGAACCGGAUUAGAACCAACUUGGACCGAAAAGUGACGACAAACCUGGACCUGUCCAAGCUGUCCAUCAACCGCGCCACCGUCAUCCUCAACUCCAUCGGCAGCCUGAGUAAGAUGAAGGGCAGCGCCUGGACCUUCAAGAGGAGCCACAGCCACGAGGGGACCAUCUCUGACCCCGGAUGCUCCUCCCCUCCUCCUCCCUCUGUGGGCUUCGCCUCCCUGUUGCCUCCCUCCACGCCCCCGGCCCUCUCCACCGCCGCCCCAGUGCCCACGGCAAAGCCUGUGCCGGCGGCGUCCAGGAGCAGGAGGAAGUCUGCGCACACUGUCCUCCUGGAGGACGACAGCUCGGAUGAGCCCAGGGGUCGAGGAGCUUUGACAAGAAUCGUGGAUGAAACGGCGAGAGCGCGGCCGAAGAAGAGGCGGCGGCUCUACAAGUCUGAGUCGGAGGGGUUCAGCUCCCCGGCCCCUCCCCCUCUGCAGGCCACGAGCCACAACGCCAUCCGGAGGCCGCUGGAGACGAAGCCCUUCCCCGUGGGCAUCAGGACCAUCGGCAGCUUCCACGGCGCCGUGACCAACAGCCACCUCAACCAGCCGCUCCUCCAGACCUCCAUCAGCAGCCUGGCUGUCCACAAGCAGGAGGUGCAGGGCUCGCAGCGCGUCAGGAUGAUGGUGCGCGGCAACAUCAGCACCUUCCGCCAGCGCAAACCCGCCCACUGCUCGCCGGCGGCACAGAGAGGGCGGCGCCGGGCCAACAGCGCGCCGGUCUUCUCCCCUCUGGUGGUGGGCGGGGAAAACUACAGCCUGGCCCCGCCCUCUGUGAGGAUGCGGACAGAGGAGAGAGGAGGCAGGAUGCAGCUCAACCGGUUUCAUCAUCCGACAAGUAAACGACGAGGCCGACCCAGGAAACAUCCCCUCCCUCCUCGCCCCUUCCCGCCCUCCCCGUCUUCCUCCUCCUCUUCCUCCUCCACCUCCUCGGCUUCUUCCUCCUCUGGCUCCUCGUCCGGCUCUUCUUCCUCUGACGACGAGGAUGAGGAGGAAGAGGAGGAGGGCGCGGUGGGCGGGGCGGUGGAGCCGUGUGCGGCGCCGCGGUGCCGGCUCCCCCAGCAGGACACGGUUCAGUGGAUCCAGUGCGACGUGUGCGACGCCUGGUACCACCUAGACUGCCUGCACGUGGACCGCAAGAAGCUCCUGAAGGACCCCAACGCCGACUUCCACUGCGGCUGCCGCUGACGCCACACAGAGAUCCUUUAAACCUGAAAGCUGUCGCGGUGAACCUCUCAGACAUGAAUUUCCUUUAGUCUUAAUAAUAGAAAUGUGGUCACUAAAGACGGAAACGAUUCGGAGGAGGCUGGAUUUCAUCAGGCUUUCACUGGUGGAAAUCUUUCAUCUGUGGCUGCCAGAGAUGGAGCUGCAUUCAAGUGAACUAAUGACAGCUCUGUGGACGAGAGGAUCCGCUCUUCUCAGAGGUUUCCCUUCGCUGCGUUCGGCCAGCCGUCCUCCAGUCGGUUCUUCCUCUGCAAGAAUCCGACUCUCUGAGUGGGAUCAGAAGCUUUAAAGUAAUCAAAUGUUUAAUAAGUGCGUCAUCUUGAGACGUUUGUUCUUAUUAUUGUGUGGCAGCAGCUGGUGGUGAAGGCCCCAAAUGGCCAGAAUCAGACCCCCUGACCCAUACGGGUGUUGCUCAUGAAUGUACCCUUUUACUUUAAACUACCCUGAAGAAGCUUGUCGACUCACACAAAUAUAGUUUGCUCUUAUUACCUGUGGCAGAACUGCAGGUUGUUUUAAAACACCUAAACUAAAUCAAUUUUAUGUUUUAAUUCUUUACCAACUGUUCAAAAGACUUAAUGAUUCAUUCUGAGUUCACUUCAGUUUCAUCCUCUUUUGUAUUGGUGUUCUGACUUCUAACUUUUCAAACUCCCCAUUUUCCUUUUUUUAAAAUCUAAACUAUACAUACAAAUAUUUUGUUUGCAUUGAGUUGCUGUCCCACCAAACCACUCAUGUGCAUUACACCACCAGGACCUCAAACCAUCCCAACACGUCUUCAGACGGUUUGGUUGAUCUUAGUGUGGACUUCCUAGUUGUAAAUGAAAACAAAAAUGAUCUUUAAAUAAGUUUUGUUCAGAUUUUUGUGAAUGUUUUUUGUUGCGUAAUAACAUUUAGUCUAAAUGUGAGCAUCGUAUGUUCCGUGUCUGGUUGAAUUUUGAAACUCGUUGGCGCUCCCGAGUGUUUCAAAAUGAGAAAGGUGUGACGUUCGAGUCCAUUUAUAAUCAAAAGAGUUUAGAUCUGCACACACGAUUCACCCCUUUAUAUAGAUAUGAUAAACUGUCAUUCCGUUUGGUGCAUAUAAAUGUAAUUGAGCACCAAUAGCCAAAAUAUUACAAGCAAAACAAAACAUAUUUUAAAAUUUUGUAAACUUCUUCAAAGAUAUAUUAGGAAAAAAUGCUGAAAAGUUUGUUUAAAUUCAUCAGCUAUUCAACAAUCAUUGGGAGAAUGAUUUGCUCAAAAAGCUUUAGUAAAAUCUAGUUUCUUUGCAGCGUUUUACUCACUAAAGCUUCUAAGUGCAGGAAAAAUUGAGACGCAUGCUUCCAAAUUAGCUGCACAACACUUCAUAAAUGUUUAAUAAUGAUAAAACUCCCUGCUUUUUUCCCACUAAAAGCAUCUGAUGAAUAACUUCUUGUUUGGUCUUUACAGAUUAAAUGGAGUCUUUUUGGCAGCAGGCUGUCAUCGCUGCAGCUCUUUAUGUGAGGUUUGAAUCUACAGUAAAAAAAAA